AUGCGCCCUGGCAGCUCGGAACAUGCGCCUUCAAACCGUACGCGUGCUGUCAAAGCAUGCAAACGCUGUAAUCAGAAAAGAAUCAAGUGUGACGCCUUUGAAUGCGGAACUCCUUGCUCCAAAUGUCGACAGAGCAACAGCGAGGAAUGUGUCCUGAUACAGUCUAGGCGAGGCACGCAUUCUCGCAAAAGGACCAAGCCAAAUCCCACUGUAACAGAGCCCACGGCAGCCUCUGUUGGGGUUGAUGCUGACACGAGUGCCGACGCCAUCGCCACGCCCGCAGUAUCAGAAACGACAGCACAUCGUCCCCUGAGUGACCCGACUCCUGUAGACGGGUCGCCGCUCCUCCAACAAGCAGUUCAAAGCGUCCGUGUCGACAGUCAACCUCCCGCCACUGUCCCAAAUGGUUUCCCAGUAUCGGCAUCCACUACUUCCAGCACAGACCUGGCCUCUCCAGAAGCAGCAUUCUCGGAGACCAGCGCGAAGUCUUAUCGCGAAAUCUCUUGGGCUGCCAUGUUCGACCAUUUUCUGGACGGACGACGACGGGACCAAAAGGACACGAUAGACAAAUGUUCGAUCACCUACCUGGGAGAAUCCUUUCCAUUGGCCAUGGUGCUCGAGGAGUUCAAAGAAGGGGGACGACCGCGCCUCCAUCAUGCUGGGCCACCGCUCACAGAAGACCAGGCGAGGGCUGAACCUACGAGUGAAAAUCACCCCUCACAUAUGCUCCCAGAGGAUAUCGCCUUUCUUCAAGCCAAAGAUGCCUUUGUCGCUCCCUCUCAGGAAAUUCUCGAUGCUUUGAUCGCAAAUUUUCUGGACCGAGUAUGGCCUAUCUAUCCCGUGGUCAAUCGGCAAGAGUUUCUUCAACAAUAUAAAGCCAAGAAGGUUCCGUGGAUUCUACUGCAUGCGCUGUGUUUCAUCUCGGCAACUUUCUGUCCCCUCGCCAUCUUGCAUCGUGCUGGGUUUACGGGACGAAAGCAAGCCAGAGUCUCGUAUUAUCGAAAGGCCAAAGCGUUGUUUGACACCGGCUACGAAUCCAAUAAGAUCACUAUUCUACAGAGCGUCAUUGUCCUGACGUGCUGGGGUGGAGGACCGAACAAUUACUGGAAUUUUUAUAGUUGGAUCUCUACCGGGGUCACGUCUUUUGAAAAGACUCUGGUGGAUUCUGGUCAUUCGAGAUGCUUCAUGUGGCACCCUCGUCGCCGGCCCUUCCGCAUCAACACCGAUCACUCCGACACCGAGAUGCUGACGGUCGAAGACUUCGAGUAUGACGUUCAAAGCCCGGAUUUUGUCAACCAUCCUCUCCGCGACGUCUGCGGUCUGUAUCAGAUUCAUAUGUCCAAGCUAUCUCUCCUCCUGAGAGAGAUCAUCUCGACGAGAUUCGAUCCUAAUCGCGCCCAGGCUCGAAUGGCCAAUCUCCACGACACUUUACAAGAUUGGCAUAAUGCGCUUCCGCCCACGUUACGCUGCUCGGAGAAUGACAAGGCUUCGAAUCCGUUUGCUACUUGUCUCGCCAUACUCUACGACCACCACUUGAUCCUGAGUCACUUGGGCCGGUCCGCAACAGGAGCGACGUCCACGACCAGCGGCAACGGAUCCCUAGGCGGAGGCCCCCCCUCGCGCCCAAUUACCGAGGUGGCUGCCCAGCGCAUCUCGUCCUUGGCUUGCACGUUUACACGUAAAAAUGAAUCCCUUGUCAUGCCGCACGAGGUCUUCCAAGGUCUCUUUCUCGCGCAAGCCGUCUUCUACACCCAGAUGAAGAGCCCGCAGCCUCUGGUGUCUCAACUCGGGUUUCAGGCUCUGAAUAGCUGUCAGAUGGUCUGGCACGACAUUUACGAAGCGUGGGACCCUGCGCCCUGGAUCUCCAAGCUGUUUGACAACUUGAUCGGAAAUAGAAAUCAAGAUAUAGAGUCGAACGAAGGUGAUCACCGGAAUAGUAACGUGUCUGGAAAUGGGGCCCCUUACAUAGGAAACGGCAUGGACCUGGACGGAAUCAAUGCUUAUGUUAGCUGGCAGAACCACCCGACUCUAGGUUUCUUCGACAUGUCGCAGGGUGAGGAGACGUUUCCGUCGUCGACAGACUAUGCCAUGUUCACCAAUUACUUCGGGACCACAGAGCCAACAUCGUUUCUAUCUUGA
Fonsecaea monophora is the source of this 2139-nucleotide messenger RNA. RefSeq lists its product as hypothetical. Gene Ontology annotation, biological process: DNA-templated transcription; regulation of DNA-templated transcription. Gene Ontology annotation, molecular function: DNA-binding transcription factor activity, RNA polymerase II-specific; zinc ion binding; DNA binding. The transcript is spliced from 2 exons. Lineage: Eukaryota; Fungi; Ascomycota; Eurotiomycetes; Chaetothyriales; Herpotrichiellaceae. The record is from RefSeq and is a predicted model, not a curated record. The coding region runs from base 1 to 2139 and encodes 712 amino acids.